AAACCAUAAGGGCUUAUUUUGUAAGUUUUUAUGAUACUUGGAGUUCAGAUUUUGCCUCCUUUCUCCUUUCACACCAGAUGCUACCUCCCUCUCCCUUUCUCUUCGAAAUUUGCGGUUCAAAAUGGUGUCAAACAGGUUGAACAUAGUGCUACCGUUAGCGGCGGCGGUUCUGGUCAUAUCCGCCCUAGCCGUAACCGUAACAGCCGAUUACGUCCGACCACCUCCUCGCAAGACCUUACACUUCCCUUGGGUGUCCAGGCCUUCAUCUCAGCCUCAACAGGUACAUGUCUCCUUGGCAGGGAAUAAACACAUUCGUGUUACAUGGAUUACGAGUGAUUCAUCUUCUCCUUCACUUGUUGAAUAUGGAACAUCACCUGGAAAAUACAACUUUAGGGGUCAUGGAGAUACUACCUCUUAUAGCUAUUUAUUCUAUAGCUCGGGCACAAUACACCAUACUGUCAUCGGGCCACUAGAAGAUGACACUGUUUACUUUUAUAGAUGUGGAGGGCAAGGACCCGAGCUCAAGUUCAAAACCCCACCAUCAGAGUUCCCAGUUACAUUGGCCGUGGCCGGUGAUUUAGGUCAGACUGGCUGGACGCAAUCAACUUUAGAGCACAUUGAUCUAUGCCAAUAUGAUUUGCACCUGCUCCCUGGUGACCUCUCUUAUGCUGAUUACAUACAGAACAGGUGGGACACAUUUGGGGAACUGGUGCAGCCACUUGCCAGUGCAAGGCCAUGGAUGGUAACUCAAGGGAAUCAUGAAAAAGAGAGCAUUCCAUUUUUUAAGGAAGGCUUUGAAUCCUUUAAUGCUAGAUGGAAGAUGCCUUAUGAAGAAAGUGGAUCAACUUCAAACCUCUAUUAUUCAUUCGAAGUUGCAGGGGUUCAUGUUGUCAUGCUUGGUUCAUAUACAGAUUAUGAUGAGACAUCUGACCAAUACAACUGGUUAAAGGCAGAUCUCUCAACAGUAGACAGGAAAAGGACACCUUGGUUACUUGCAUUGUUUCAUGUGCCAUGGUAUAACAGUAAUAGUGCCCAUCAAGGUGAAGGAGACAACAUGAUGGAAGCAAUGGAGCCAUUACUUCAUGCUGCUGGUGUUGAUAUUGUGUUUGCCGGCCAUGUGCAUGCUUAUGAACGCUCGAAACGUGUUUACAAUGGAAAAUCAGACCCGUGUGGUGCUGUCCACGUUACGAUUGGAGAUGGAGGAAACAAAGAAGGUUUAGCACACAAGUACAAGGAGCCAUCGCCAGAGUGGUCUGUGUUUCGUGAAGCGAGUUUUGGUCAUGGUGAGCUGAAGAUCGUGAACUCGACUCAUGCCUUUUGGAGCUGGCACAGGAACGAUGAUGAUGAACCCGUGAGGUCUGAUGAAGUGUGGAUAACCUCAUUGAUGAGUUCGGGAUGUGUUGCUGAGGAAAGAAAAGAAGCUAGAGAAAUACUCUGGUCGCCUUAAAAGUCUAAAACUUGUGUGGAAAUUUCUGCAAGGAAAUGAAAGUUGCACCAUCAUUUUGAGGUCCAAUAGCCAAGUUUUGAAGAAAAUUGAUAGCUAUAUGGAAUUGUAUGUCAAGUAAAGCUUUAAUUUUUGAAGAUGUUGGGUUUGUACAAUGUUAUAACUUUAAAGUAGGGUGAAAUUACUAUAGUUGACUUCAAAAGUCAAGGUUUAUCUUUCGUUUUGGGUUAUUUUCCUUCCUUUAAUUAGAAUGUAGGGUGCCUCAUCUUGGUUAAGUUUUAAUCUA
Messenger RNA from Cynara cardunculus var. scolymus (artichoke), 1730 nucleotides. RefSeq names its product purple acid phosphatase 18. Lineage: Eukaryota; Viridiplantae; Streptophyta; Magnoliopsida; Asterales; Asteraceae. Gene Ontology annotation, molecular function: metal ion binding; acid phosphatase activity. The transcript has 6 exons. The record is from RefSeq and is a predicted model, not a curated record. The coding region runs from base 122 to 1447 and encodes 441 amino acids.